AUGAAAAUUGUGACCGGUCCAACAUUGAGGGCAUGGUUUCAAACUUUGAUGGGACCCAAAAGGGAGGAGAUCCAGAGCUCCAUGGAUGCCAUUUCGAAAUUGGCUCGUGACAGUGUUGCCGAAGGUGGAUCUUCUCACAACAACUUGGAGCAGCUGAUCGAAUACAUUAGAAAUUUGCAACACCAGAACUAG
Messenger RNA from Prunus armeniaca (apricot), 192 nucleotides. The record is from the annotation of a GenBank genome assembly. NCBI's taxonomy places the organism in Eukaryota, Viridiplantae, Streptophyta, Magnoliopsida, Rosales, Rosaceae.